AUGGAGGAGAGGAAAGGCCUUUGGGCUCUUUUAACUGGUUCUCAGCAGGUGGAUCUUCCUUGGUUGGUGGUUGGGGACUUUAAUGCAGUGUUUGAGUUUGAUGACCGCAUAGGGGGUAGACCGGUUACUGAAUUGGAAGUGGAGGAUAGUAGUCUUUGGAGGGCUAAUGCUAUGUUGUCUAAGAUUCAUUUGAAUGGCUCUCAUUUCACCUGGUCUAACAAGCAAAAGGAGGGAUCUAGAAUUUUCUCUAAAUUGGACAGAUGUUUUGUCAAUGAAAAGUUGAUAAAUGCUCUUCCCGAUUCUGAAGUUCGAAUUAAUUGGGAUACUAUUUCUAAUCACUAUUUUUGCAUUAUCAAAACUGUCCAGUUCCAGAUUUUAGGGGUCAGACCCUUCAGGUUUUUUAAUAUGUGGACUAAGGAUAAGGAUUUUAGGAAUGAAGUUCUUAGUAUUUGGAGUAAACAGACUGGUGGUACUGGUUUAUUUCAGAUUACUCAGAAAAUAAGGAGGCUUAAACCUAUGUUAUCUAAGUUUAAUCAGAAGCAAAUUGGUGAUGUUGUUCAGUUGUAUGCAGCUGCUAAGAUGAAUUAUGAGAAGGUCCAACUGUUAUUACAGCAAUCUCCUGAGUCCAGAGUUCUGCAACAGGAAGAGCAAGAGGCUCGUGAUGAUUUUGUUAGUAAGUCUAAAAUGUAUGAGAGCUUUCUUCGUCAAAAGAGCAAAAUUAAUUUGCACCAUUUUGGAGAUGAAAACACUGCUUAUUUUCAUGCUAGUCUUAAGCAGAGGAGGAUUAGGAACUACAUUACUUAUUUUUUAAAUGAAGAGGGUCAGAUGAUUGAUUAUAAUGAAGAAGUGGUUGCUCAUUUCUUCAAUCAUUUUAAAGGGUUUCUUGGCAAGGGAAGCUCAGCAACCAGUUGGGCAGACAAGUCUUAUUUAGGGGAUGAUAUCUCCGAGGCAAUAUUACAAUUCUUUGAGCAUGGAGAGAUUCCAGCAGAGUUGAAUAGCACCAUUUUGUCCUUAAUCCCUAAGGUUGUUUCUCCUGUUUCAGCUGUGGAUUAUAGACCUAUAACUUGCUGCAAUACGCUGAAGAAUAUUACUCCUAGGUGUUUGAUUAAAAUCGAUUUGAGUAAGGCUUAUGAUUCAAUAGAUUGGGUUUUUUUGGAUGAUAUUUUGGCUACUUUCUGUCUUCCUAGUAAGUUUAUUCAGUGGAUCAUGAUUUGCUUAACUGAUACUUCUUAUUCUUUAAUGAUGAAUGGGAGGUUACAAGGUAGCUUUGCAGGGAGGAAAGGCUUAAGGCAAGGAGAUCCUAUUUCACCUUUGCUCUUUGUGUUGGUAAUGGAAUAUCUUACAAGGCUCCUUACCCAAAUUUCUCAACAUAGACAGUUUCAGUUUCAUCCUCUCUGUAAGAAUCUUCAACUUGUUAAUCUCUGCUUUGCAGAUGAUUUGAUCCUAUUCUGUAAGGGAACCUUCAAAUCUGUUAAACUUCUAAUGGAGGGUUUUUUGAGAUUUAGUCAGUGUUCAGGGCUGUCUGCUAACCUGACUAAAUCUCACAUUUACUUUGGGGGUGUGGUGGCUGAUGUUAAGAAUAACAUUCUGAGUUCAAUUGUGAUUGAAGAAGGGCAUUUUCCCUUGAAAUAUCUGGGAGUUAAUCUGAAACGCAUUAGAUGGCAAGUUGCUGAUUGUAGUGAGAUUAUCAAGAAGCUGCAAGCUAGACUCCAUGUUUGGGCGUGUAGACAUUUAUCCUUUGCAAGGAGAACUCAGUUGAUUUUCUCGGUUUUACUGGGUAUUCGUAACUAUUGGAUGCAAAUUUUUAUGCUUCCUAUAAGUGUUAUUCAAGAAACUGAUAGGAUUUGUUGUAAUUUUUUAUGGGAUGCCAAUGGCCAUCGUAGUAAGUUUCAUUGCUCCUCUUGGUCUCAAGUUUGUCUCCCUAAAUCAUUAGGUGGUUUGGGUUUUAAAGAGGGCUCUAAUUGGAACAAAGUUUUGCUGGCCAAGUUCAUUUGGGUUGUGUCUUCGAAGCAGGAUGUUUUAUGGGUGAAGUGGAUUGAUUCCAUUUAUCUUAGAGGUCAAUCCUUUUGGUCUUAUCAGCUGAAACCUGAUGUGAGCUGCUUUUCUCAUCAGGUUUGGGAGCUGACUAAAGGUUGGUUAGGCUCUGCCAUUUGGCCCAAGACAUUUGCUCAAUGGAAGCUGUGGUUAGAAGGGAAGCCCAAAAAUCUUAUGCAUCACAUUGCUGUUGCUUCCUUGGCUGCUGCGGUCUAUGGCAUCUAG
Molecule: messenger RNA, 2259 nt
Organism: Humulus lupulus (European hop)
Lineage: Eukaryota; Viridiplantae; Streptophyta; Magnoliopsida; Rosales; Cannabaceae
Exons: 4
Coding region: 1-2259 (752 amino acids)
Source: RefSeq, a predicted model, not a curated record